AUGGAGGAGCUACUGGAGAAGAAUGUUUUCUUGGAGAAUUCACUAUCUGACGCUAAUGCUGAACUUGAGAGUUUAAGGAUGAAGUUGAAAGAACUGAAAGAAUCUUCAGAGGCACUCCAAAAUCAGAAUUCUAUGCUUCAAUCUGAGAAGAGAACUCUUGUCCACCAGGUUGAGGGCAUCACUGUAACUCUGCUGAAUUUGGAAAGGCAAUACAAAGAACUAGGAAGGCGACACUCAGAUCUGCAGAAGGAGAAGGACUUGGUGCUUGAUGAAGUGAUCAAGAUACAGGAACAGAUAAGGCUUGAGAGGAAGGAGCAUGAAGAUUGUACACAGUCAAGCAACACUAGAUUCGAUGCUCUACAGAAAAAGAUUAGCCUACUGCUAGAAGAGGGUAGGAAUAGAGAGGUGCAGCUUGGAGAGGAGGAGCUCAAGAUUGUCAAAGCUCAGAUAGAGAUAUUUGUCUUGCAGCAGUGUUUGAAUGACAUGGUGGAAGUAAAUUCUGAAAUUGCAGCACAACUGACCAAACAUUGUGCAGCUCAUCUUAAAUGA
Miscanthus lutarioriparius is the source of this 549-nucleotide messenger RNA. The record is from the annotation of a GenBank genome assembly. NCBI's taxonomy places the organism in Eukaryota, Viridiplantae, Streptophyta, Magnoliopsida, Poales, Poaceae.